Molecule: messenger RNA, 288 nt
Organism: Brenthis ino (lesser marbled fritillary)
Lineage: Eukaryota; Metazoa; Arthropoda; Insecta; Lepidoptera; Nymphalidae
Source: the annotation of a GenBank genome assembly
AUGCCUAGCGAAAAAUCGGUUAUUAUGGCGUAUAUGUUUUGGAUAUUUGGUGGAAUAUUUGGCUUACACCAUUUCUACCUGCGGCGAGACAGACACGCUUUCGUAUGGUGGUCUACCCUUGGAGGAUUCGGCAUUGGGUGGCUUGGAGAAGUUUUUCGUAUCCCUCGGUAUGUUAGAGAUGCCAACGAGGAUCCGACUCAUAUGCAAGAAUUAGUAAAGAGGAUGCUCCAAAAUAAAAAGGAUCUGCCUCGGGGAGAUGGAAGUUAUUGGUUGAGCCUCCGUUCUCGA